Messenger RNA from Aspergillus alliaceus, 315 nucleotides. RefSeq lists its product as uncharacterized. Gene Ontology annotation, biological process: mitochondrial respiratory chain complex IV assembly. NCBI's taxonomy places the organism in Eukaryota, Fungi, Ascomycota, Eurotiomycetes, Eurotiales, Aspergillaceae. Bases 1 to 315 code for a protein of 104 amino acids. The transcript is spliced from 2 exons. The record is from RefSeq and is a predicted model, not a curated record. Gene Ontology annotation, cellular component: mitochondrion; mitochondrial inner membrane.
AUGUCGACCAUCCUUCAAAGAUUACGAGGUGGGAACCUCGAGGUUUUCAAAUUCGGCAUGUACAUCCUCUUCCCAAUUGGAUGGAUGUAUUAUUUCGGAACAAACCUCGACGAGCGCUUCAAGGUCCCGGGCUUCUGGCCUACCACUGAACAAUCGCAUAAGAUCCCGCUGGAGAAAGAUGAGAUUGACAAGGAGCUGACGCGAAUGCGCAUGGUGGAUGUCGCUAGACGGGAGAGGCGCCAACGAGAGGCCGAGGCUCAGGCCCAGGCCGAAGCCCAACUGCAGGCUCAGAGUCAAGCGCAGAACGCGGAAUGA